AUGAGUUUGUCCGGUAGAGUGGUUCUAGUGACGGGUGCGAGCUCCGGUAUCGGUGCAGCAGCCGCCAUCUUGUAUACGAAGGAAGCUCGAGCCGCCAUCGUCGGUCGAAACAAAACCAAACUAAGCAACGUCGCACGGCAAUGCGCGGAAAAAGGAGAAACUCCUCUUGCCAUCAAAGCAGAUACUCGUAUUUCCAACGAACAAGAAACAAGCACUAUACUCCAGGAAACUGUUGAUAAGUUUGGAAAAUUAGAUGUCCUCAUCAACAACGCUGGAUUUUCCAAACUAGGUACGCUACUCGACGGAAAUAUUCUCGAAGCAUACGAUGUUGUAAUGAAAACUAACGUUCGAGCUGCGAUCCGUCUCACAACCCUAGCAACUCCUCAUUUAAUAAAAACAAAAGGAAACGUCAUAAACACGUCCAGUACUGGAUCUCUUCACGUCCCCCAAGUACCGACGCAUGCAGCAUACUGCAUUUCUAAAGCAGCUUUGGAUCAUUUCACGCGCUGCGCUGCCUUAGAACUGGCGCCUGCGGGCGUUAGAGUGAACAGCGUCAAUCCAGGACCAGUGAGAACAGAUAUUCUAGAAAAUUCUGGCGUACAAAACCCCGAUGCUGUGUGGGAGACAUUCAAAAGCGGUACAGCCCUAAAGUCUAUUUCAAUAGAACUUGCUAACUAUGUAAACAAACCGCCAUAUUGAAAUUGUCUCUGAAUGAUCAAUUUACUAGUGAUGGGCAAGACUCCUACUUACUACUUUACUAAUGUCAAACCAUAUCGAAUAAUAAAAUACCAAAAGUAAAAAACAAGUAGUUACAUAUUUUUAAUUUGUUUAAUCACGAUCAGAAGACAAAUUAGUACUUAAGAAUGAUGUAUUGAUGUAUUUUAUAACCGUUCCGAUACGUACAGAGCGUGGGUUGGGUAGUGUGUAGCGGGUUUAUAUUACAAACUUUAGUCACAACACUACCCAUCAUAGACAAUUGUAGAAUUUAAAAGAAACAAAACCGCCAUUCCAUCGGGUCCUAAUAACCUAA
Cydia fagiglandana is the source of this 1030-nucleotide messenger RNA. RefSeq lists its product as uncharacterized. Bases 1 to 699 code for a protein of 232 amino acids. The record is from RefSeq and is a predicted model, not a curated record. The transcript has 3 exons. Lineage: Eukaryota; Metazoa; Arthropoda; Insecta; Lepidoptera; Tortricidae.